AAUUCUCCGUCGUGCCGGACGUCAUCAUACGUGACACGGGCCAGAUCGUGCACGUUCCGCAUCUCGCGUAUUUCUCGCUAUGCCAAACCGAGCCGAGCCGAGUUAAACCGAGUCGAACUGAGCUGAGCUGAGCUGAUUUGAGUUGAAUUGAGUUGAAUUGAGUUGAGUUGAUUUGAGUUGAUUUGGACUGGACUGGAGCUGAGUAGCGCGUGAAAUCGUCGCCAACGUCGCCGUCCUCAUCGUCGUGCGUGUCAGUGUGCGCGUUCCUCGACCCUCCGGGUCGACCCGCCAAGUGUGUGUGUGUGUGUGUGUGUGUGUGUGUAUAUGUGUGUAUACAUAUACAUGUGCGUGUGCAUGUGCGUGUGUGCAUGCGUGCGGGGAUUACCGUGAAGUGGGAACGGCAACAGCGAUCGUCGUCGACCGUCGCUCCGGGCUCGUCUCGUUGCGUGUACUCGCACAUCUUUCUCCUCUUUCCCGUCUUCCUUCUCUCUCGAUCCUCGCUCCUUCUUCCCACGAUCGUUCUAUCUCGCUCCCCCUUCGCGCGGUCGCCUAGGAUAUUCCCGAUACCUGAGACGGGUUCGCGUGCGCGAACCGCGUACGGUGUGGCUACAUUGGCUCCGCUGCGAUGAGGGAUCUCGGCAGGAAAUUCAUGGACGGAGCUGUGUUCAGGUGACGGAAAUACAAAAUGUCUUCAGUCGAUACACGAUCGAUAAGAAUGCCCGAAGAAAUGGAUUUGUAUGUAUCGCAUGAACCAAAUGAUGCCUUGAGACAGGAAUGCCGAUUUACGUUGGAUGCAUCUAGCACUCUGGAAUCAUCCUCCAUGUAUGGCGAUUUUGCAAUAUGUUACGACGGUCAUGCUGCAUCCAAAACCGUUGAUGCCGUCCUAUUCGAAAGGGAUAUUAUCGCAACACUAGACAACGAGCCGAACAAUGUGGCUCAUAGCUUGUUCCAGGACACUUUGCUAGCUUAUGAUGUCCCUUCAACCAAUUUAUGCUCGUUGCAAGAAGAAUCGAUUUGCUCCAUUUCUUCUUGUGAUCAUGGACGUGAUAUAAGUGUAAUGCACCACCGAAAUCAUCACGAUUCUACGCGAACGAAUGACGCCAUGAGACAUUCUCGUCUAUCGAAUGCAUUUUCGACGAAAUUCGGUAUCAAUCAAAUGUUAGGAUUAACGUUUGCUAAUUUGAUAACGAACUGUACAGUGAGAAGAUGGCGAACCUGUUUUCUUCUCUUAAUCUAUCUAUUUUCUAUGACACCGUGUUCAGCAAAUCGUUGUUCUGUUGGAUUAAACACACCAGGAUGGACCUGGCCGCAAGGUGAUAUCAUUGUCAAAUAUGGUGAUCCAUUGAAAAUGUAUUGUAUAUUGAAUCAGACGAUCGUAGAUACUUUCUAUCCUGGUAAAAGUUCGCAGAAUCUCGUAUUCUAUCGUAAUGAUGAAGAAUUGGGAUCAUCUUUCGUGACUAUUAUCAAUGAAACAACGUUAGAAUUAUACAUCGAAAAACCACCCGCCUCUGAUGACAUGUAUAAUUGCAAGUUAAUAUUAGACGACAAUGGCAGUGACGUGGCAGUUUGUCUUAAUAAGGUUGUAGUUGGAUAUCCACCAUCCAAACCGAAAAACUUCGAAUGUAUCGCCUACAAUUGGGAAAGUUUUCAUUGUACUUGGGAGCCACAACCUAAUUAUGUCUAUACGAAAUACGAAUUAAUGUUUUAUUUACCUGGAAGAAUAAGGGCGCUUUUUUAUUGCCCACUUGUGACUAUGAAGCCGAAUUCGUGCAUUUGGAGUAUACAUACCGAUCCAAUAUACAGGCAACCAUAUGCCUCCUAUACUUUCGUAUUGAAUGUAUCUAAUGCUUUCGGGAAUGAAAAUUAUACGUAUCGUGUUCAGCAUUAUCCUAAUGUUAUUCCAAACAAACCUUACAAUCUCACCUUAAUAAACAAAACAUCAGAAAGCGCAUGUUUGUACUGGGAAGUUCCUUUUCCGAUGGCGACAUUUCCAGUUGGCUUGCAUCAUAAAAUUAUGUAUCAAAAUCAAUGGGAUCAUGAAAAAAGUUGGAAGGGUUAUUUGGACUGGGUGCACGUACCUAGAAAUAUCAUGAUCUACAAUGUAACUGUGCCAGAUCCAUCUAAAGUAUAUCAAUUUGCAAUUUCUGUAAAUACCGAGAAAGGUAGCAGUGGCAUGAUAUGGUCAUCAUGCACGGUAAUUCAUAACAAGGUGCUAGGUAAAAUGAAGUCCGUCUGGAUUAAUCGCAUCGGAUCGACUUUCAUCGAAGUCGGUUGGAAGCUCGAUUGCUCGGAUCGCAUCGGGAUCAUCGAGGGAUUCAAAGUUUAUUAUUGUCCUAUAAUGUCGCCAUUAAAUGUCAACUGUAAUGGUCCUAUGUAUAAUAAGACGAUCUCCGCGGAUGCGCGGACGAUACAUGGUAUUGUCGACAAUUUGAAACCCUAUACUACGUAUAUGUUAAAUGUCGCAGUGAUGACGAAGAGCGGUGAAGGUCUACGUAGUGAUCCUCUAUAUAAUACCACUCUUGAAGCGGCACCCAGCAGUCCACCAUUAUACGUAAGACUUACCGAAGUGACGAACACGACGAUGUUUAUCACAUGGAAAAAGCCAUCGGCGAUGAAUGGUGUACUCAGAUAUUAUCAAGUCGAGUACAAUGGUAAUAUCAAGGAAGUGGAAGAAGGGAAUCAUAUUAAACUCAUUGGUUUAAAGCCAUACACGGAAUAUACUAUUAAAGUUUCCGCUUGUACCGUAAAAUGCAGCGAAAAAUCAGAGAUAAUACGUCACUAUACAAAUAUCGGUGUACCUGGCAAAAUUAAUAUUCCCCAAGUGCGCUUCAUAAAUUCCAGUCAAGUGAUGGUCCAAUGGGAACCACCGCAAGAACCCGCUGGUCCGAUACAAUCCAUGUAUUACGAGGUAGAAUAUGGAGACAAUAUGAUUCAAAAUGUCACUAAAAGAGAAGUGCAUUUGCCCAUUCCCGAUUGCAAAAAUGUCGAACACCGAGAGCAAAAACACAAAUUCCGAAUUAGAGCCAUUAACAUCAAUCGUAAUGGCGAGAUUUUGAAAGGACCCUGGUCCGAAUCUGGGGAGGGAAAUUGUUACAAUAACGGAUUGUCGUACGUCGCAUUGGUUAUUAUAUGGAUAGUUGGCAUCUGUAGCAUCACAGCGCUCAUUAUAUGUCUCGUGUGUACUUGUAAAAGAAUGUGGAUAAAAUGUCGAGCUAUGCGAGAUGUCGAAGUGAAAUUACCGCCUGGACUCGCUCCAGAUAUGAAGUUACUUGAAACAAAUCCCGAGCAACACACACGGCAACAUACACCGUCUGCCGACUCGAGCGGUUGUUCGAGUGGCCAAGAAUCCGUUACUUCGUCGCUCACAGCAGAAUCUCAGGUCUGCAGCGAUAGCGGCACCGAGGUAGAUGCGGUGCAUACGCCACCUGAUAAAGUGAAGAGUCAGCCUGUUCGGGAGCCGACUAAUCUGCGACAGAGAAGCGUUACACGUGGACCAACUCGCACCUGGGAGUUAACCUCAUAUGUUAAAGUUGGCAAUUCCGGAGAAACAAUUCUUGAGGAAACUGUGUCGCUGGCACGAUCAACAAAUAGUCUGUCUGAGAAUACAUCUCAGCAGCGAUCCAGUCUGGAAUAUGCCAGUAUGCCAUCCUCCUCAGAAGCGCUUCCAAACUUCGUAACGAGAAAGAAUAUCGACACUAUCAGCGGGAAUAGUGGCAAUAACAGUAGCAGUAAUAGUGAUGGUAGCCAAGGCAAUGAUAGUAACGAUGACAAUUACCGUGAUACCGCGUCGUUGCUCAAAGUUGUAAAUGAAAAAUUAUCUUUGGUUUCGGAACAGAAACAGAAGGAGAAGCAGAAAGAAAAACAGAAGGAGAAGCAGAAGCUAGCUGUCGAUGAUAUAGACAAAAAUUCAAUUAUUGAGUUGAACAAAAAGAUAGAAAUGUUGACGUCGCAUAUUAACCCCGAUAACACGACAAUGGCAAUACCAUACGUUCAAGCAGGCUUGAGAGACAAAUCACCUCCUUGUUUAUCCAAAUCUAUACAAGCUAGGAAUGCCAAUCUGAUGUGUGGCUCCUUUAAAACAAAAAAUAACCAGAAUUUAUGCAAGAAGGAAUAUGUGUCAUACUUUCCGACCAUCACCGAGAUAAUCGAUAACACUUUGACUUCGACAAGUCCGUACAUGUUCGCAUCUAUAGUUCCCGAAGGGAUGACGUUACCGGGUUUGAAAAUGGAUGAAGAAUCUCUAUCACAGAAGACGCCUCACGAUCCGCACAGUCCAACGAGUGAAUCCUCAUACAAUCCCGCGUGUUCCGUGCACGAAACGCAGGAACAGCGAAAAACGAAGCCACUCGUGGACAUGAUGGACAACAUCGAAGAAAACGAUAAUAAAGAUAAUAUAACAUUCUCCACCCCGUCUUGGUCGACAACGAAUACGGCAGUAGAAAAGAAGGAGCUGAACUCCGGCUAUACAACUAUCCCAUCGUCUUCCUCGGAAGGCCUUUCUCUUUCAGCGGAAACACCUUAUGUGCAACUGGAGCAACUGCCGCUAUCGUCAUCGCAGACAGCAAGAAAUCAGUUGGAUGAGCAGUACACACAAAUAACACAGGUGUCAAGUACAGUUCAGUGAGUUGAGGAGAUAGAAAUACUAUCAUCUUUUUCUCCUGUUUUUCGCGAUGAUGAUUACUGCCAUUUGCGUAAACGAACAAAAUAAGUGUUAACAUUGCGAUAUAUAUAAAGAUAUGAGAUGGUAUAAAAAACUGGGAUGUUACGCAUCUGAAUGUAAUUAUGAUGAUUGCGCGAAUUGACUGAGCUGAACAGCGACCUUUAACAACUUCGAAAGAAAAUUCUUUUGUCAACAUACGAAGAGAUUUAAGAGACUUUCCUCAUGAAAGGAAAUGUUUCAUAUUUGCUUCAAAAAUAAGACUGGAUUUAAGCAAAAUGAGAGAUCACUGACUUGGGAUCAAAUGAAUUAUCUCAGAUAUUUGUCCCUAAGUAAGAGAGUUUCAAAUUACAUUUGAAGACGCUUCCUUAAAAAAUUGUCGUUGCAAGAAAAGUUAUAUGCACAAAGCGUCUGUACAAAAGAUAAUAUACAUAAACGUGAUUCGCAGAGCUUUUAAGGAAGCAUUUUCUACUCUUCCGCCCAAGUUAGUGUCUUCACAUUCAAUUAUAUUUGUGUAUCCGGUGUGAUAUACAUGUGGUACAAUACGUUCGAGCGAUAAGAAUGUCAGAUCAGCAUUCUCGUUCACCAAAAUAUGUACCAAUACUGCUACUGUUACUUUUUUUAUAUUAUGUGCGUGAUCAAUGCGAUAUCAUGCCACGAGUUACAGUAAGUAAAUAGAUUAUAUAUAAAUAUGUAGUGUAUAUAUAUAUAUAUGUGUAUAUGUAUCAUAGACAUAGUUAAACUAUAUGUCUACGAUAUAUAGCCAGAUUGACGGACAGUUUAUUGCUGUCGAAAAACAAAUAAAUUUUGUUUAUUUCAGACGAUCUAUAAUUCAGAAUCAGAUGAUCUAUAACAGAAAUAAAUUCUUUCUUAACUCUGAGGCGUCCGAAAUUUUAGGAAAUUUGCGCUUUUAAUUCACGCACUACAUGAAUUAACGAUCUUGAAUGAUCUAUGAUUAAUGAUUUUAUAAUCAUUAUGACAUCCUGAAAAAAGCAGAUAUGCACAAUAUGAGAAAAUAACAUUAUGAAGUUUUUGUAAAAAAAAUAACUUUUUUAGUGUUUCCAAACAACAUCUCUUAAUAAUCGUAAUUCGAUUUAAUAAUUGCGAUUACUGUUAAAACAAGCUUUUUAAAUAUAUAAUAAAAUUGUAUAUAGUUUUGUUCUGAGAUUGCAGAAUAUAAAUAGAGUUAACACACGCACAGAUAAAAUGUUUUAACAUUUUAGCUACCCCAUCUUUUAUAUAUUACAAAUUUCCUUCCUUAAAUGCUCCAUCAAAAUUUAAGCUAAUAUUCUAUUCAUAAUUUUAUAUGUAAUACGACAAGAUUAAAGAACUAGAAUACAUGCAUAUAA
Molecule: messenger RNA, 6006 nt
Organism: Pogonomyrmex barbatus (red harvester ant)
Lineage: Eukaryota; Metazoa; Arthropoda; Insecta; Hymenoptera; Formicidae
Gene: dome
Product: cytokine receptor domeless
Molecular function (GO): protein binding
Source: RefSeq, a predicted model, not a curated record